AUGUGUUUUUAAUAUUUUUAAGCAGGUCAUGUAUUGAUAGGUAGGUAGGUUUUAAAAAUGAGUACAAACAAAGACAAUACGAAACCGCAUUCGACACUUAGAGUGUUAUUAUGGAAGGAGUACACUGUGAGAAAAUCAAGAUUUUUGCGAACGAUAUAUGAAUGGACUUCAACAAUUUUGUUUUUUGUUAUAUUGUAUCUAGUAAAAAAUGAGUUGAUGCCAGCAAAACCAAAUUAUGUAAAUUGCGACAACAUCAAACGUACGGAAGAGAAGUACAUAGCAGAGUUUAAAGUACCAAGAUUCGUCCUUUAUACUCCGUCCAAUAAUGUAACUGAUGAAUUAAUGACUAAGGUUGGGAAGAAACUGAAGCUGACAAAUUAUUCUUUCAACCUAGCACACAAUGCCCGAGGUUAUCAAUCUGUCACAAAUGAAACUUCAGUUCUGAACUACAUGAAAGACGGCGAUGCAAUUGUCAUAUUUCAGAACAAUGGUACUUUACCCUGGACCCAUCUAAACUACACAAUUAGAAUGAAAACACAAUUUCACAUAAAUAUAUACGAACCGUUGGAUGGAAAAUACGAGCCACACUUGCUGUAUGGUAAUGAUUACGAGUCUUUCACCAAGUUGCAAUGGACGAUCGACCGGUCCUACUUAGAAAUGCGUACAGGCAACAGUCUCAAUCAGACUAUCGCCGUGCAAGAGUUCCCGUUCGUGAGCAACGAAGGCAAUGAGGAGAUCCUGGGCUUAGCCCCAUUAUUCGCAGUGCUAUGUUUUAUUUCGCCGAUGCUUGCAUACGUGUUCCUCAUCUCGACGCUCGUCGACGAGAGGUGCUCUGGUAUACUGGAACUGUUGAGAAUGGUCGGUGUUCGGAUGUACCACGUGGGGUUAUCUCACCUUGUGUUUACGAUGCCGGCAUCCUGCUUGUUCGCUUUCGUUGGGACCAUAGUUCUAACCACGACCCCCAACCCGUUCGUGCAGAAUUCUAACCCCAUGCUCAUCUUCCUCAUGUUAAAACUACAUUUCUGCACCAUAAUAGCUAUGGCGUUUGCUGCUUCGUACAUCGCCAGAGAUAAGCAAUAUGUGGUGACAAUAGCUGUAGGAACAUACGUGGCUCUUUGGGUGCCGACUCAGCUUCUCACGAACGUAGUGAUGGACCGGCGACUCUUGUGGCUCACCGGUUUCCUCCCCCACAUGCCCUGCUACUGGUUCUGGAAGGAGUUGGGCAAGCUUGAAUCCUUCGGCCAAGGCGUGACAUUCUCUACAAUGCUGAGCUCGCACACCAUCAAUAGUCCACCUAUAGUUUUGGUUUACUUCUUCAUGAUGAUCCAAUCUGGGUUAUUUAUGACGCUAAACUGCUACCUAAAUUAUGUGUUACCCGGCCUAUAUUUACAAGGAUUACCGUGGCAUUUCAUAUUCAAGUUCUUUGGGAAAAAAGUAAAGCCAACCGUUAAGGAUGAAGAGGAUGAAGGCAUGAAAUUGAAUGAGACGCCUAAAGAGUAUUUUGAGGAUACUCCGAUAGGUGUCAAACCUGGUAUAAAAAUUGAGAAUGUCUACAAGGAUUUUCCGAAACAUACAGCCCUCAAGGGUGUUUCAUUCACGGCAAACCAGGGGGAAAUAACUGUUCUACUAGGUCACAAUGGAGCCGGGAAGACCACCCUCAUGUCCAUAAUAACAGGCAUGAUGAAGCCAACGAAUGGUGAUGUAUACGUAAAUGGCACAAACAUUAACUCCAACAGCCGCGUGGUAAAUAAGAACAUCGGUCUCUGUCCCCAACACAAUCUGUUCUUCUCGCAUCUCACUGUGCUGCAGCAUGUGGUGUUCUUCCACAAGUUGAAAGGUGUUCCUCAUAAUGACGCCGUCCAAGAUUCGAAUGGUCUACUGUCAAAACUGGGCCUAAAUGUGAAGUUAAACAGUCAAGUAUCGGAACUAUCAGGUGGAAUGAAGCGUCGUCUGCAACUGGCCUGCGCAAUGGCGGGGAAAUCCAGCGUGCUCAUUCUAGACGAGCCCACCUCCGGCCUCGAUGUUCAGAGUAGGCGAUCGCUUUGGGAUAAACUCAUAAAACUGCGCGGCGAGUGCACUGUACUGCUGACGACGCACUUCCUGGAGGAGGCGGACGCGCUGGCCGACCGUGUGGCGAUGCUUAGCAACGGAGAGCUCUGCGCAUUCGCCACACCCAUGUACCUCAAAAAAGCAGUCGGAACGGGUUAUAGAUUGACGUUCACGUCUACUGGAGAUCACCAGAAGGAUGACAUCGAAAACAUAUUGACUUCAUACGUGACGAACGCCGCGUUCAAACAGGAAUCGUUCAAUACACUCGUGUACGAUCUCCCAUCCAAGGACAGCGACAAAUUCCCGGACAUGUUCAACGCCUUAGAAGCCAAUCGCAAAAAACUGGGAAUUGAAAAUAUAGGCGUCGGAGUCACCACCUUGGAAGAGGUUUUCUUAAAAUUAUCCAGGGAUAACAAUGUAGACAAUAUACAAAGUGAUAAUUACACAGUUGAACUAGAUAGUGAACAAACCGUGCUAGUGGACAUCGAGGCCAUAAGUGAAAAACUUGUGGUCAACGAGCUCCUUGCGUUCUUGCGCCAAAAGCUGGACAUAAUGGACGAAAUAAGUGCAGUGCAGAUAUGUAUGUCCAACUUCAGCCAGGACGACAUCGCGAAGGCGAAGGUCACCCGAUGUUGUUAUAAAAAUGAACCCGCGCCAUGGAGCCUGCCUGUAUGUGUCCGCGGUGGACCCUGCAUUUUCGCUGCAAACAGAUCAUCCGCUAUCGUGUCGCCCAGCACACCCCGCGCCCCCAAUCUCGUUAAAGUCAGUGGGUGGCGACUGCGCUGGCGUCAAUUCCAGGCUUUAUUUAAGCGACAAAUAAAAUUCAUGGCAUCUAAAAAGUACUCCUUUACACUACUGCAACUGGUCCUACCAGUCCUCAUGGCAUGCUUAUUCACGAAACUGUACAACGACGAAGUACCCGAACCGUAUAUCUCCAAACCGAAGCUGAUGGAUUUCAGCCUAUAUAACAAGAUAUUGGAUAAACGUGCACUGUUCAAUGUGGAUUUAAGCGAUGUGCCUGCGAGGAGAGAUAUCAAGCUGUGCUGCGGCGUAACAGAGGAACAAAGCACAGAUAUUACCAGAGAUAUUAUCCAUAUUGGCCAAAUCGACAAAUUGGAAUAUAACAAAUAUUUGACUGGGAUGGAGCUGAAUGAUACAGAUGGAAAGGUUUUGUACACUACAAUAGUGCGUCACGCAUUGCCUGUCGCUAUGAACACGUUCACCAACCGCCUGGGAAUGCUCCUUCUCUCCGCAAACGAAUCCGUCAUCUCCACCUACAACCAUCCUAUUGAUAAUGUGGAGCUGACACAAAAAAUACCUUUACAACAUCCGAAGAGUCAAACGAUGACUGCUGCAUGGGCCAUCACCAUUAUUAUCUUGUACCUGGCGACGAUCAUCAACUUCGUGUCGCUGCCGAGCAAGGAGCGGAUGAUGGGUACGCGCCACAUACACGUGCUGUCAGGCUGCCCGCCGCUGCUGCACUGGGCGACCACGCUCGCCUCGCACGCGCUCGCCACGCUGGCGCCGCUCGUGCUGAUGCUGGUCGCGGCCGCGCUCCUCGACGCCGACCGCACGCUCCGCCAGCCCGGCCUGCUCGUGACAUAUGGACUAAUUAUGUUUAUUGGAGGCCUCGCUUUCUUAUCCCUCAUGUACUGCAUCAGUUGCAUUUACUCCGAAAAAGUUACUGGAAUUAUACUAAUCACUAUGCUCAUAGUUUUCGGGUGCGUGACGCCGACGGUGCGGUUCGCGACGGAGAAGCUGGAGGGCGGCACCACGCGCGACGUUGCGCAUUGGAUGGCGUGCGUCGCCGGCGCCACGCUCGCGCCGCACGCCGCCGCGGAGGCCGCGCUGCAGGCCGCCAAUGUCGGCCGGCUCAACGCCUACUGCGCGCUCAACCGCCACCUCUGCCCGCGCCUCCCCGUGCACGACGCCGGGUUCGACGUGGAGCGCUGCUGCGAACAAAAACAGAAUCCAAGGUGCUAUUUCUGUUUCGACGAUUAUUCUCCAUUAUCUGCGAUGAUAUUUCUCAUUAUACAGUUCUUGGUAUAUAUG
Achroia grisella is the source of this 4101-nucleotide messenger RNA. RefSeq names its product phospholipid-transporting ATPase ABCA3-like. The transcript is spliced from 26 exons. The annotation marks the transcript as partial. The record is from RefSeq and is a predicted model, not a curated record. Gene Ontology annotation, molecular function: ATP binding; lipid carrier activity; ATP hydrolysis activity. Lineage: Eukaryota; Metazoa; Arthropoda; Insecta; Lepidoptera; Pyralidae. Gene Ontology annotation, biological process: lipid transport; transmembrane transport. Gene Ontology annotation, cellular component: intracellular membrane-bounded organelle; membrane.